UUAUUCGAUGGCGGAUAGAAUCAUAAAAAUGCAUGAAUCAAUUUUAAGAAUAGACGAGGAUUGGAUGUGAAAACGGUCGUACUGGACUGUCAUUGUCGUGUCCUAUAAUGUAAACUGCUUCAAACUUUUUUCUCACUAAUAGUUCUGCAACUAUAGCUCUGGAGUUAAAUACAAGAGAAUUGCGUUGAUUCUGUUUAACCUUCUGUAUACCCAGUGUUGUCAGCUGGGACUGUUUCAGGGAUAGGAAACACCCAGCAGUGACUCAGAAUCUGAAGGUUUUAAAAACAGAAGGGACUAGUCUGGUAUCAUGAGAAGAGAGGAACCGGAGCUGCCUGCAACUACAUAUAUUCCAACAGCCAAGAUACUCUACAGAUCUCAGCCAUCUAAGCUGCCACAGUUGUGUAAUAAUGGAAGACUGGGAGAAUUACACCUAUGAUUACUUGGAGUAUGGUGUCUUUGAAGAACCAGAACAAGGAUAUGUCCAGAAAGAACCUUUGCAUAUAAUUUCAGUGGUCAUCUAUAGCAUUUCCUUUGUGCUUGGUGUCAUCGGGAAUGGAAUUGUCAUCUGGGUGACAGCGUUUAAGAGAAGGCGGACAGUGAACAGUGUCUGGCUGCAGAACUUGGCCAUGGCAGACUUUGUGUUCGUGCUCUUUCUCCCUUUCUACAUUGAUUAUGUGCUUCGGGACUUCCACUGGAGCUUCGGCCUGGUGAUGUGCAAGCUGAACUCCUUCGUACUGAUGGUGAACAUGUAUGCCAGUGUGCUCUUUCUGAUGGUGCUCAGUUUGGACCGCUACAUCUCGCUGGUCCAUUUAACCGAGUCUCACAGACUGCGUACGGUGAGGCGAGCUUGGUACAUAUGCGGUGGCGUGUGGGGCGUGGCCGUUGCCCUCAGCGUCCCCUCUCUGAUAUUCAGGGACAUCUUACCUUUGCACAACAAGGUGGUGUGCUUCAACAACUUUUACUCCCAUGACAGACACACUGGAGCCAUGCGACACAUUGCUAUGGUGACAGUCCGAACAGUGGUGGGAUUCCUGCUCCCAUUCAGUGCCAUCACUGUGAGCAGCAUACUGCUAGCGGUCCGAGUCCGCCGCUCCGACUCCGUUCGAAUGCCAAACUUCUCCAGGACAAUUUCAGCGCUCAUUCUGGCCUUCUUGUUAUGCUGGGCACCCUUUCACAUCUUCAGCCUUAUGGAGCUGUCAAUGCACUCCUCACUGCAGCUACACGCUGUGCUAACAACAGGCUUCCCUCUGGCCACCAGCCUGGCCUUUUUCAACAGCUGUGUGAACCCCCUGAUUUACGUGCUGCUGGCCAAGAAGGUCCGUCUUCUGCUGAAACAGUCCUGCCUGGAGAUCGCAAAGAGGUCCAUUCAGGGAAUUAGUCAGUCCAUCUCUGCCACAGAGUCCGUGUCUGCACCAGUCAGCUGUGCCCCAGAGGAGCCCAUCGCACUGACCACUGUAUGACCAAACCUCAUUUCUGCAAAUACUUUCACACCAGUGUUUGUUCACAUACAAUCAGGGGAUUUGAGUCAGAGUUUUUAAAACUGCAGUUUGCCAUGUUUUCAAUUUUGUGUUGAGUAAUUGUUUACGUUUAGAUUAUUAUUCUAUAAUACACGUUUAUCUUUAUAGCUAUAAUUGCAAAUAUGUAUAUUGCAUUAUUUGUAUCUGUAUGUCUUAUGUAUUUAACAUAUAGCAUAUAUUUGUCCAGUUUUUGAACUAAAUUAAAAUUAAUUCUUAUAAAUAAAUUCUUACUGUUGCACUGAAUGUCAAGUCUGAUGCUAAAGAAAUCAUCAUCAAUUUGUAUUCCAACACCAUUAGCAUAGACCUUCCUUGUAGUAAGUAUUAUUUGAAGUAUUUCAAUUAUUAAGUGAUAUCUCAAGUGUUCAAAUCUCAUCUACUGCAUUGCACCUUAACUUCUAAUUCUGUCAGCAUAUUUGUCUGCAGUUGUUUUUUGAUUUUGUUUUGUGAAGAAAAUGAAAAUUUUCACUUGUAACUACAUUGUUUAAUCAAUAUGUAUCCUUUAAUAAAGGGAACAAAUGCUCGACAGAAUAA
This is a messenger RNA of Anguilla rostrata (American eel), 2048 nucleotides long. RefSeq names its product chemerin chemokine-like receptor 2 (gene cmklr2). The record is from RefSeq and is a predicted model, not a curated record. Gene Ontology annotation, molecular function: G protein-coupled receptor activity; complement receptor activity. Gene Ontology annotation, biological process: phospholipase C-activating G protein-coupled receptor signaling pathway; inflammatory response; complement receptor mediated signaling pathway. Gene Ontology annotation, cellular component: plasma membrane. The transcript has 3 exons. NCBI's taxonomy places the organism in Eukaryota, Metazoa, Chordata, Actinopteri, Anguilliformes, Anguillidae. The coding region runs from base 408 to 1460 and encodes 350 amino acids.